This is a messenger RNA of Solanum dulcamara, 641 nucleotides long. RefSeq names its product photosystem I reaction center subunit IV A, chloroplastic. The record is from RefSeq and is a predicted model, not a curated record. Gene Ontology annotation, biological process: photosynthesis. The transcript has 3 exons. Gene Ontology annotation, cellular component: photosystem I reaction center; photosystem I. Bases 97 to 528 code for a protein of 143 amino acids. Lineage: Eukaryota; Viridiplantae; Streptophyta; Magnoliopsida; Solanales; Solanaceae.
UCUGUUUUCUACUCUGUUGUAUUUUUGCCUUUUUCUUCAUCAAAUCAUCAAACACCCCCAAAAUUCUUAGAAAAAAAGUAAAGAAAAUUAAAGCAUAUGGCAAGUAUUAACAUGGCUUCUGCUGCAUCAAGUUUUUUGGUGGCAACUCCUAAUGUUGCCUCCAACAUCACAACUUCUCGUAGCAAUAUGUUGUUUUUUUCUUCUAACAAGAUCACCACCACCACCCCUAGACUCGUCGUAAUGGCGACCGCGGAAGAGGAUGCCCCACCAGCCGCAUCCGCAUCCGCCGCUACUGCUGAACCAGCUGUUGAAACCAAAGCUGCUAAGCCACCUCCAAUUGGACCCAAGAGGGGAUCCAAGGUGAGAGUUCUUAGGAAGGAAUCUUACUGGUACAAGGGCACUGGUUCAGUUGUAGCUGUUGAUCAGGAUCCAAAAACUCGUUAUCCAGUUGUGGUACGAUUUAACAAAGUGAAUUAUGCUAAUAUUUCGACCAACAACUAUGCAUUGGAUGAAAUUGAAGAAGUGUGAAACAGUCAAAUUGGAAUUAGUUAUAUUAUUUGUAGAAUGCAAGGCCCUUUUGGUUUUCAUGUUUAUUCUCUAGUUAUAUACUGGCUUUGAAUGUGAAUGAGUGUCUUAUUAUA